UGGGAAGAAGUUUGGAAUAAAAUCGAAGUUAUGAGAAAAGAAAAUAUAGCGCCGGUAGAUACAUUAGGGGCAGAGUCAUUCAAUAUCGAAGAGAUUGAACCAAAAGAAAGAAGAUUUCAUAUAUUGGUUGGAUGUUUAUUGUCAUCACAAACUAAAGAUCAAGUUACACAUGCAGCAAUGGUCAGAUUAAAAGAAUAUGGAUUAAAUGUCGAAACGGUUUUAAAAACACCAAACGAAAAAUUAGAGACUCUUAUUCACCCAGUUGGAUUUUAUAGAAGGAAAGCGGUUUAUCUAAAGAGUAUUGCAGAAAUUUUAAAAGAAAAGUAUAAUGGAGAUAUACCACCAACAUUCAAAGAGAUCGAAGCAUUACCAGGUAUAGGCCCGAAAAUGACAAAUUUAAUCGUUCAAAUUGCAUGGGGUAGAGUAGAAGGAAUCGCUGUCGAUGUACAUAUGCACAGAAUCUGUAAUCGAUUGGGAUGGGUUAAAACCAAUACACCAGAGGAAACAAUGAGACAAUUGGAGUCUUGGUUACCAAGAGAAAAGUGGGGUCAAGUUAACCAUUUGUUGGUUGGUUUCGGCCAAACUAUUUGCGAUCCAGUCAGACCCAAGUGUUCAUCAUGCACAGUUAAUAACCUUUGCCCAGUUGGCAUCAAAGAAAUGAAAUCUUUAAAUAAACAAGAAGAAAAAAAAAAAAAAAAAAAUAAAUAA
Molecule: messenger RNA, 708 nt
Organism: Dictyostelium purpureum
Lineage: Eukaryota; Evosea; Eumycetozoa; Dictyosteliales; Dictyosteliaceae
Exons: 1
Biological process (GO): base-excision repair; nucleotide-excision repair; base-excision repair, AP site formation
Cellular component (GO): nucleus
Molecular function (GO): oxidized pyrimidine nucleobase lesion DNA N-glycosylase activity; DNA binding; DNA-(apurinic or apyrimidinic site) endonuclease activity
Source: RefSeq, a predicted model, not a curated record